Molecule: messenger RNA, 660 nt
Organism: Lipotes vexillifer (Yangtze River dolphin)
Lineage: Eukaryota; Metazoa; Chordata; Mammalia; Artiodactyla; Lipotidae
Gene: VHL
Product: von Hippel-Lindau tumor suppressor
Exons: 3
Source: RefSeq, a predicted model, not a curated record
AUGCCCGGGAGGGCGGGGAACGCGGAAGAGGCAGAGACCGGCGCGGAGGAGGUGGACGCGGAGGAGGUGGACGCGGAGGAGGUGGACGCGGAGGAGGCGGUCGCGGAGCAGUGUGCUUCGGCAUAGUCCCACACGGAGGAGCCCGGCUCCCAGCAGGAGAUGGAGGCUGGGCGGCCGCGGCCGAUGCUGCGCUCAGUGAACACUCGCGAGCCGUCCCAGGUCAUCUUCUGCAACCGCAGCCCGCGCGUGGUGCUGCCCAUGUGGCUCAACUUCGACGGCGAGCCGCAGCCGUACCCGACGCUCCCCCCAGGCACGGGCCGCCGCAUCCAUAGCUACCGAGGUGAUCUUUGGCUGUUCCGAGAUGCUGGGACAUCUGAUGGGCUCCUAGUUAACCAGACUGAGCUGUUUGUGCCGUCUCUCAAUGUUGAUGGACAGCCUAUUUUUGCAAACAUCACACUACCAGUGUACACCCUGAAAGAGCGGUGCCUCCAGGUUGUGCGAAGCCUAGUCAAGCCUGAGGAUUACAGGAGACUGGACAUCGCGAGAUCCCUCUACGAAGAUUUGGAAGACCACCCAAAUGUGUGGAAGGACCUGGAGCGGUUGACCCAGGAGCAUAUUGAAAAUCAGCGGAUGGCAGAGGAGACUGAAGAUUUUAAUUGA